Messenger RNA from Malus domestica (apple), 957 nucleotides. The record is from RefSeq and is a predicted model, not a curated record. NCBI's taxonomy places the organism in Eukaryota, Viridiplantae, Streptophyta, Magnoliopsida, Rosales, Rosaceae.
UCCUGGGUGCACGGAUGUUUCAUGUUUGUUUAUGAAACAGGUCAACAGGGGACAGGUGGCAAACAUUUGGAAGAAGUCGCUGGCCACCGAGUUCGCAGUGUGAUCACGCAGAAGAAAGACACGUACGUCGGGUUGCAUGAACAGAUAAAACAAAUCAAACAGAUAAUAGUGUGAAGAUGUUGAACACGAGCAGCGGCAGUAGUAGUUUGGAAACAAAGCCGUCGUUGCUGCAGGAGCUGCGUAGCUUCGACAAGGGUGGCUUCUCCGACCUCGGCCACCCUCUCCUCAACCGCAUCGCCGAGAGCUUCGUCAAAGCUGCUGGGAUCGGAGCAAUUCAGGCCGUGUCGCGUGAGGCUUAUUUCACAGCCACUGAAGGAUUCGAUUCAAGUACCAAUGGUAUUCCACCCGAAAUCUCAGUCUCAGGCAACAAAAAACAACGAUUCCCUGAUCUCAGAGGUGAAAACAACAGAAAAUCUCUUGAAGCUAUGGUGAAGAAUACAGGAAAGGAAUCCUUACAAUGGGGGCUGGCUGCGGGGGUGUAUUCAGGUCUCACAUAUGGCCUGGCAGAGGCUCGUGGAGCUCACGAUUGGAAAAACAGUGCAGUUGCGGGAGCAAUUACAGGAGUGGCCCUGGCCCUCACAUCGGAGGGUUCGUCCCAUGAGCAGAUUGUGCAUGGCGCUAUCACCGGAGCUGCCAUAUCAACCGCUGCAAAUCUUCUUUCUGGGAUAUUUUAGGCUGCUGAUUGGGAUCAUAUAUAGUCCCGCCUGUUUGAAAUGGUACCAGGCAUCCUGAUAGAUUUAAUGAUCUUAGUAAAGAUUGAAACUUUUUACAGAUUGUUUCAAUGAAUCUGUGAUUUUCGAGAGAGAAUAAGGAGGAGAGGAAGAGUCUGUAUAUUUCAUAUAUUUCCAAGAAUGAAAUUACAAAGGCUAUAUGCCCCUCAACUUGGUCAAAACCAAA